Exophiala bonariae is the source of this 2475-nucleotide messenger RNA. RefSeq lists its product as uncharacterized. The record is from RefSeq and is a predicted model, not a curated record. The transcript has 4 exons. Lineage: Eukaryota; Fungi; Ascomycota; Eurotiomycetes; Chaetothyriales; Herpotrichiellaceae. Bases 1 to 2475 code for a protein of 824 amino acids. Gene Ontology annotation, molecular function: zinc ion binding; DNA binding. Gene Ontology annotation, biological process: DNA-templated transcription.
AUGAAGACCGCCGACUUUCCCGAGCGAGCAGCCCCGAACGAAGAAUUCGAUGGCCAAGACUCCCCGCACACCACCAGCGGAAGAAAAGCGAAGCGAAGGAAGGUAGCUGAAGACGAACGAAAACGUGCUGUUAGGGCAUGUGAUGGCUGUCGCAUCAAGUCCGAGCCAACACCGCAAGAUGGAGGCACUUCAAUCUUGUCCCCAAGUCCGGCAUAUCAGCCAGCCGAACUAAAGGAUCGAGCUCGACUUCUGGAGAGGAUACUACGACACAAGCUUCCCGGGUUAGAUCUGGAUACAGCCAACUUGCGGCGAGUCGCGGACACAUUAGUCGACACCUCAAGCAAUAAGUCUACGACCUCUGAAGCCGAAGGCGAGGGGCCGGUCCUAGCCGAUGAUGAUGUUGAGAUUCGACCUGUUGAGGGCAAUGUGACUCACUACUCUGGCGAAUUCUCAUACUGGAAUUUCUCGCAACGGAUCAAACGACAUGUGGAAGACUGGAUGGGCAGUGGCAAUCCAGACGCGCCGAACUCUGAACGAGUGUCGGAAUUCUGGCGUGCGGAGCCACUAUUGUCAAGCUCACACAGUCUUUCUGCUGCACUGGCUUGCUGUCCUCCCCGAGACAUCGCAGAAUUUCUCGUUCAUGUAUUCUUCCGCCAUGCCGAGUCAAACUACUUCUACGUCGAUAGGGCUUGGCUGUUGGAUAUCCUGAAUGUGUUCUACACCACACCAAAUAAACUUGUUCCACAGGACGCAGGUAAGGUCAGCAUCGCACUUGCGAUUUUCGCCAUCGGUACCCAAUACGCGUAUCUGGAAUCACUGAAUCCAUCUGGCGCAUCGACUCUAGGAGGAAUGAGUUUCUCCGAAGAUGAGGUUGGCACAAUGUUUUUCGAACAAGCAGCAAAACUUCUACCUGAAGUCAUUCAGAUUUCAUCACUGGAAAGUGUACAGGCCUGCCUUCUCCUUGGACUUUAUUGCCUUCCUCUUGAUGCUUCUGGGCUCGCUUAUACCUACUUUAACUUAGCGAUGAAAAUAGCGAUUGUCAAUGGCAUGCAUCGUAAGUACCUAGGGAGAGCUGUUGAUGAGAUCACGAUCGAAACAAAGAAUCGCGUCUGGUGGACUCUGUAUGUUGUGGAGAAGAAGAUCGGGAUAUUCCAUGGACGACCAACAUCCGUCCUUCGAUCCGAUGUGGAUGCCGAUCUGCCCACAGACCGAGUUGAUAUGAUUCACGUUAGCUCAACCUCCAAUAUUCCUCACAUGGUGGCAUCCGUUCACCUGUUGCAUAAGCUCGAAGACUUUUUCAAGGAAAUGCAACUCCUCAGGAAAUGCCAGAAGAGCGAGCUGCAAAGCAUUCUCUCUCGCCUGAUCACUAUGAAAGACUCUCUAGCAAAGUGGUAUGAGAACCUACCACAUGCAGUCCACAGUCAAGCAGGCUCCAUACGGUCGACGAGCUCGCGUCCAAGGAUGCAUCUUAAACUGGAGUACUGUCUAGUACGUAUGUUUGUUGGACGACCUUUUCUAUUCAGUCGCCACGCUGCCGGAAGUACCCCCAACUCAACUUCGAGAAAGGACAGCAACGCAACUACCGCUACUGGUGUUGUUGAGACCGAUAAGAAGUCAUCACGCAGAGCAAGCCUCAUUGACGACUGUGUUCAAGCAGCACAGGAGGCCAUUUCAGUAUGUCGAAUGUUACGAGACGGGAUUGGUCUAGCAAGAGCUUCAUAUAUUGAGUACAGUUCUUGCCGGGCCUCGCUUUUGGUACUCAUUGCCUAUUGUAUUUACAACCAAACCAACCGAUUUAGAGAGCCACUGCAGACAGGACUGUCCAUGAUACGAGAGAUGUCUGCGAGUGGAGCAUCGGCAAGAGCCGAAGUCUCUCUCAUUGAGGCUCUGGAACGAGCACAGGCAAGAUUGCAAUUCUUCACCACGACGUCAAAAUCUCCGGACACUGCUUCACCCGACGUUUCGGGAGCUGUCUCCGGGUAUGACAGAUUCAAGAACUGGCAGGCCAUGCUCAAGGGAGGUGGUGCCGCCGCCGCCACCAAUGCACCAAGCCACAGGAUGCAGAACACAAGCAUGCCAGUCUCGGUGAAGGAGACCGAUAUAAACCCGAGCUUUCGACAGCACCAUAUGCCGCACCACUGGUCGAUCGACAGUGGCAGCGAAAAUGGCGGGGGUAUCCCGAAUUUCGCCAUCCCGAAUUCUGAUACAGAUCUAAAUGGAGGCCUUGGACCCCUUCAUUCAGCCGCUGAAUCUGCUUUCUUCGGGUUGGACAGCAUGAUGAUGUCUUCGAACGAGACGGUCCAUCAUCCUGAACGACAAGUGUUGCAGGAUUUCCUCGCGAUACCUGAUUUCGAAUUCAACCUUGGAUUUGAUCAUGGAACCAAUGGUGGAAUGGGACGGAUGGGAGCACGAGGCUUUGACGAUGGAGCUGGGUUCGCACAGGGCUCUGGUGGGAAUCUUGGUCAUCAUUGGUAG